Messenger RNA from Eruca vesicaria subsp. sativa (arugula), 1168 nucleotides. The record is from the annotation of a GenBank genome assembly. Lineage: Eukaryota; Viridiplantae; Streptophyta; Magnoliopsida; Brassicales; Brassicaceae.
AAAAAAAAGCUCUGGCGAUUGUAGAAGCGAUUUCGAAGACAGAGCAUCACCACACGAUUUCGAUCGUGAUGGUCACAAAUCUGGUCUCAGAUUUGGAAGUGAAACGGUGAGACAGAACACACACACACACAAACACAAUGGUUGCAAUGGCUAUGGUUGGUCAAUUGACUCUCUGUGUCCCCUCGCCGUCACCGAGAGUGAAGUCAGAAACUUGCAAUUCAAACUCCUCUCCAACCACCGUUAACUUACGCUUUGAGCUAUCCGCGUUUCGUCCUAGAUUUCUCCUCUUUCUGUAAAGAUCUGUAAGUGAGUGUUUAGGGAUUUAUUCUGUGUAAAAUGGACAUGGGGGAAGGGAAGGAAGUAGUUUCUCUUGAAACUCUGAGUAAGAAAAUGGAUGAUUUUGCAAAGGCUCGAGAUUGGGAGAAGUAUCACAGCCCAAGGAAUCUACUUUUAGCAAUGGAGCAAGUUGAGGAGACUUACAUUAUGGUCAAACCAGACGGCAUUCAACGAGGCCUUGUUGGAGAAAUCAGCUCUCGUUUUGAGAAGAUAGAGAAUACAUAAAAAGAGACAAUCUUGAUUAUGUGGUGAAUACAUAAAAAGAGAGAAGAGGAAGAUGAUUCAUAGCAGAAUUGAUAUCAAUUAUCAAGUGAUGAUAAACGUUUCCAGGUGAGAUCAAGUGUUUCUUGUGGUCAUACAGCUCCAAAGCUUUGACUAAGUUGUCCAAGAAGAAGAGAGUAUCAUCAUCAGCUAUCACAAACCAUCUUGUGUCUUUGUUGGCAAUGUUGAACGACUCAUGGAGUGAUUGAAAAAGGCGGAUCUGAGUCUUGAACUUUUGCGUUUGUGAUGGAUGAGUCUUUGUUAAUUAUGAAAGAAGGAGAUUGUUGAGGCCAAGGCAAGAGGUCACGACCAGGUGGUUUUUCUAGAAAGACAUGUCCUCUUGUUAUGUUUGAUCACAAGAUUCUUUCUACCCACUUCUGAAUGAAACAACACCCCAUGAAUCGACAAGAAAACGUCAACUCGUUGCGGAGUAAGUUAGGGUGCAUUUCUACAAGCUCUGAUUUAAAUUUUAGUUAUAUUUUUGAAAAACUCUAAAUUACUACUAUCAUGAUAUUCAUACUUUAGGAAUGAAGAUGCCUCAAUCACGUUUUAAAUUUGAAUUUACAUGUUU